AUGCCUCGCUCCCACCUAUCUUGGCUCCUUUGCGACGCCUGGUCCGUCGCUGCGAGCCAAGGGCCUGGACCGCAUCUGCAACACCUGAUCGUGCCGAAUAACAACUAUUGCGCUUUCGAGGACUGGGUGAUGCCGAUUUUAGACACGAUGCUGGAAGAGCAGGAGGCAUCCGGUGUUUCGACAAUAGAGACCGCGUUCCAUUGGACCCCGAGUAAGAUCAUCCGCCGGCUAGGGAAGGAAAUCAACAAUGAAAAUUCCGUCUACUACUGGGCGUAUAAAAAUGACAUACCCGUCUUCUGCCCUGCGCUAACCGACGGUAGUUUGGGCGACAUGAUGUAUUUCCACACAUUCAAGUCCUCGCCGCGACAGCUCCGCAUUGGCAUUGUGGAAGACGCAGGGAUGAUUAUUCUGGGCGGCGGCCUGGUAAAGCACCACAUUGCCGAUGCGUGUCUGAUGCGCAACGUCGCGGAGAGCGCGGUGUAUAUUAUCACGGCGCAAGAGUUUGAUGGGAGCGACGCUGGUGCGCGGCCGGAUGAAACGGUGUCGUGGGGGAAGAUCAAACCAGAUGCGAACAGCGUGACGGUAUACGAAGAAGCUACAGUAACAUUCCCCAUUAUUGUUGCAGCGACAUUUACAAGAGGUGACAAGCGGUGGGGAAAUUAG
Messenger RNA from Histoplasma mississippiense, 663 nucleotides. RefSeq lists its product as hypothetical. Gene Ontology annotation, molecular function: deoxyhypusine synthase activity. NCBI's taxonomy places the organism in Eukaryota, Fungi, Ascomycota, Eurotiomycetes, Onygenales, Ajellomycetaceae. The record is from RefSeq and is a predicted model, not a curated record. Gene Ontology annotation, biological process: peptidyl-hypusine biosynthetic process. Gene Ontology annotation, cellular component: cytoplasm. Bases 1 to 663 code for a protein of 220 amino acids. The transcript is spliced from 3 exons.